CACUCACAUUAUCCCAACCAAACCAAACCAUGCCCGGGCGCGAUUGCCACCCCCUCCCUUUUCCCCCACUCGCUUGCACUCACACUGUACUUAUCUAUCCGGGCCCAAGCUCGCUUUCGUCACGCGUUCGUGGCGCUUACGUCAUUAUGAUGCGACUGCUUGAAUCACAACAGGAAGCGAAGCGUUGUCUCCUCGGAACAAUGGAGCCCAUCGAGAUGUUGCGUUUGUUGCUUUUACUUUUUAAUCGUUUGGGUCGCGGGGAUACACAGCCUUGUCCUAUGCCAAACACUGUGAUUUGUCGAUCUAUCGCGUAUGCCGCUCAGACAUUUAAACGUAACCGUGCUGCGCGCAUCAGAAGAUUUGCAAGGAGGCAAAUGAAGCUGAGGGAAGAGUUUGCUGCUUUACUAACCGAGUACAAUUCCCGUUCAUCAACAAGGACCAUCUGGAUGCAGCAGAGAUAUGGUGUGUGGUGGGAACACGUUCUCACAAGCUGGACGGACACUGAAUGGAGGAUCAAUUUCAGAAUGAGAAAGACAACGUUCUUGGAAUUGUGCAACAUCCUUCGGCCAUACCUUCAUAGAGAAACAACAACUUUCAGGAAACCAGUGCCGGUGGAACAGCGUGUGGCGAUCAGCAUCUGGAGACUAGCCACAAACGUAGAGUUCAGGACCAUAGCCCAUUUAUUUGCAAUUGGACAGUCAACUGCUGUUACUAUUGCUAAUCAUGUUGCAUCAGUAAUAGUGGACAAGUUGCUGCCCCUUUAUAUCCGGACACCCUCAGUGGAUGAAGUGCAGAUCAUAAUUCAGGGCUUCCGUGACCGGUGGGGAUUCCCGCAAUGUGGAGGUGCUAUUGAUGGUACUCAUAUUGGGAUCUUGGCUCCACCUGACUGCCCUGCAGACUAUUACAAUCGUAAAGGUUUUUACUCUGUCAUCCUGCAGGGUGUGGUUGACCAUCGACUUCCGUUUUGGGACAUAAAUGUGGGCUGGCCGGGCAAAGUCCAUGAUGCACGAGUGUUUGGCAAUUCAUCACUGUUUGAAAGGGGUCAGAGUGAUACACUGUUUCCUGAUAUCAAAGAAAGGUUUGCUGGUGUAGACGUACCAAUUGUCAUUUUAGGGGAUGCAGCAUAUCCGUUGUUGCCAUGGUUAAUGAAGCCAUAUCCAGAAACACAACAAACAACCCCUGCACAGAUAACCUUUAACAACCGACUAAGCAGAGCACGGAUGACUGUUGAGAGGGCAUUCGGUCUUCUUAAGGGAAGAUGGAGAUGUUUAAUGAAGCGCUAUGACUGCCAAAUUGAUAACAUCAAUACCAUAAUCUCUGCUUGUUGUGUGCUUCACAAUUUUUGUGAAAGUAAUGACGAGGAAUUUGAUGACAGAGACCUUCGUGUUCAUGAAGAUUUUGAGUCUCGUGAAUGUAACCCUCUUAAUUCCAACACUAUGUCAGGUGCCUAUCGAGAUGCACUAUGUUCAUAUUUUGCAAAUCUGUAAUGCUUUUUGAUCCUUUGUUGCUUGUUUUGUAUCGUGCUCGUGAUAAAUAAAUAGUUUCUAUUCCAAUUACAUUGUCAUGCUUUUUAAUCCUGUAUAUUAUUGUGUUGCUUCCAUGCAACAUGGCUUGUUUAUUUUUGUUUUACAUUGAUUGGUCAAUCCUAUCUUAAAGGGACACUUCACCUAUUUGCAUUAAACUUUGUAUAGUUAGAACCCCAGUCAUGUUUUGGAACGGUCCAAUAUCUUUGUUGAGGGGGUGAGACUACAAUCACCCCUUUUCUCGGUCAGAUAGGCACCAAAUUCCAAAUGUAUGUUACAUUUCGACUACAGAUAUGAUACACUUUCAAUAAAGAUUGUCUCUAUGGGUGAAAUGCUCCUUUAAGGAAGGUGAACUGAAAUACUAUGUAUUAAAAAAUAAAGGUGACAUGAACCACA
Misgurnus anguillicaudatus (oriental weatherfish) is the source of this 1919-nucleotide messenger RNA. RefSeq lists its product as uncharacterized. NCBI's taxonomy places the organism in Eukaryota, Metazoa, Chordata, Actinopteri, Cypriniformes, Cobitidae. The record is from RefSeq and is a predicted model, not a curated record.